AUAAAAAUUCUUAGAAUGCAUCAAAAUUUCUAAGCGAUAUAGAUCUUAAUUAUAAUCAAGUAAAAGUCAGCGAAGUGAACUUUUAUAAUAAAUUUGGAAAUUGCAAACGCUACCCCUGAUUCAGUUGUACGGGGUGGUGUUUUUCCAAAAUAGAAUAUCGCGUUUGCGUUUUGGUAGCUGUCAGAUUCAGUAAGAACUUGUAUACUUUGUUUUUAGGACUUUGUUGUGUCGGUAGAUUUUCUUCAAUUGUCCGACACUGUUGAAUGCAAACGGAGAAUGAUGGUGAAACGCAGCAAAUCCUUAUCACCGGAGCCGUCAAGCAGCAGCGAGUCAAAGCGGCCAAAAAUUGUCGAGGAUGGCCAAACAAACGGAAGGAUGGCACAUCCAAAUAUGUUGGACUUGUCCGACGACGUUUUAUUAAAUAUAAUGAAGUAUUUGAAUCCUCAGGAUCUGAUGUCGUUGAGCUCAUGCUGCCAACGAUUGGAUCAAGUCACUCAGGACAGAACUUUAUGGGCCAAUGUUGAUUUUCGAUCGAGAAGCAUGUUACUUCACGAACUCGAAAAAUACGUAAAGUUCCUGCAACCAUUGACAACCAGUCUUGCCAUACGCGGUAAUCAGGAUCCAGAAAAGUUCACGGGACUCAGUCAAAGUUUCUUUAAUGCCAUUAAAGUUGUUUGUAAUCAGCUGAAAGAACUCAUCAUUGAGGAUUAUUGCAUCGAUGGUAAUAAAAUUCAAAUAACGGAUUUUCCAACCAUGAUCGAGAAGCUUUCCUUAAAAGGAAGUAUGAUGUGUCACUUACAGAGUAACAAGUCCUAUUUCUUCAAGAUAGACGUUCACAUGCCGAAUUUAACGUGUUUAAUACUUAGCAAUUGUCAAUGGUUCACACCGCACUCGUUGCUUGUAAUCAGCAAAAUACCGAAACUCAAAGAAUUACGAUUAGAUUCGUGUCAUCGACUGGGCGAGUGCGUAGCUUAUGCCAGUCUUGCAACAAGAUUUGGAUUUAAGACAUUAGAGAUUUUAGACUUGCGGGAUACGGCUUUAGGUGACAGCGAAAUUUGCUGCUUCAGCAGCACCAAGACUUUGACGCAUCUUUACCUGGAAUGUCCACCGAUAUUGAGAAAUGCUGAGUCGGCAGAGCAGCAGCAACAACAGCAGCAGCAGCAGCAAGAACGACUUCAGCGGCAAGCUGCGCAAAGACCAGUUUUCGAGGAUCGAAAUCUUGUACAGUUCCUUGUGGAGGACGAAUUUCUCUGGGAAAAUUUCGAGCGUUGUCUCAUAUCCGACAGAGCCAUAUGUGCAUUAGGUAGUUACGUGUGCGAUCGAAGAGUUCAAAAUUCUAUAGAAGAUGUUGUAGUUAUUGAAGAGGACAGACGGAUCUUCAAUAACCCACAUUUACGAACGCUCGUUGUCAGACAUUACCCUCGAGUGACAAAUCACAGUUUAGUCCAUUUGGCACUAAAUGCAUCCAGUUUGGAAUAUCUGGACGUGACUGGCACAGCAGUCACGAAGGAUGGUGUUCAAAUGUUCAAAUCACAAAAGACCAAUGUGAAGGUUGUUUCAUCAUUCGAUGAGACAUAAUCCCGUAAAACAUUAGCGGGGCCCACAAAAAUAUCUCAGACGAGGAGGAAAACAGGUAGAGGGGUUCAGGAAGAUGAAAAUUCUAGGGCGACGUAAGUCGGGGAUUCCUCGACGGUUCGCAGAGAUCCGAAUUAUUUUCUGCGUUGAAAGCGCCGUCUGAUGUUGGCUCCUUCGUGAAUUCUCGGAACGUCUUGGGAAGUAAUUAGAUUCUUUCAAUAUAAUAAGAAUAAUAAUCAUAAUUUUAUUCAGAAGGAUCCAGUUCUGUGCUUCCUGACGCGUCGAGCGCGCCUUGAAUCACGAAACAUCCUGUAUACUAUGCAAUGAGUAAUUUAAAAAAAAAUUAAGUAGCCACGACCAUUCGAUAUUACUUGGGUCGCUCGAGUAUUCGAUAAAAUAAAUUAGAGAGAGAGGGAGAGUGGGAGAGAGAGGAAGUUAAGGAUAAAAUUAAUGAAGAGAAAGGCGCGUGAAGAAAAUAUGUGCCCGAAGGAUGCUGUGACGAGGACCAAGUCAGGUUCGUUGUAAAUACAAGAUCUUACGCUUUAUACAAUUCUGUAGUAUAAUUGUAAGUUCUUGCAGGGCGAAGAUAUCCAGUCGGAGUCUUAAAAAAUUUCGUUACACUUUGUUGUUAUUCUUCAAGCAAUGUUAAUAUAUUCUCUUUGCUAGAUACAAAUGGGACGAAGAGAGAGGAAGGAAAGGGGAGGUGCAAAAAUGUGCUCUUUUUUUAAUAAAAGAAACGUAAAAGUAUCUCAGAAAACGCGCGACAUAAUAGUUAUACAAAUCAAAUGCAACCACCUAAAGUUAGCCUGUUCAUAUGAUUUCUGUGGUAGAAUCAUCUUCAGAUAGUGCAUUUGUAUUGAAGAAGCCUGUGUAGUAUAUACUUGGUUAUAUAUAUUUGCUAUAUAAAAUAUGACGGUAAUGUAAUAUUUAUACAAUGGUAGAAUUGUAAAUAAUUAUUACAUUACUGUCAGACAGUACGUAUAUGCUGACACAUGAUUAAGGGUAAUGGCUGUAUCCAAGGAUCACUUCAAGACAUUGUAUUUUUAUGCCAAUUGAAGAAAAUGAGAAAGGAGGAAAUGAAGUGGAAAAUUUGUUUAUUCCUAAAUGGUUAACAUUGUACGACUUAGAUCGCAUGAUUCCAUUUUAAAAAUUCGAUAGCUGACACGUUUGUGUCAAAUCUUAUUCAAUGUAAGAAAAUUGCCGUUGAUAGUACAAUCAUAACUGGUAUCACAAUUGUGACGUGUUUGUGCACUUAAUACAGUUGAAUAAUUUGUAUAACGAUACUGCAAACUGUCAACCCGACUACAUGCUUUGUUCAAUAAGUUUUGUAUCCAAUAAAAAAAAAUAAAGAAUCUGUCUAUUGUCA
This is a messenger RNA of Cephus cinctus (wheat stem sawfly), 2941 nucleotides long. RefSeq lists its product as uncharacterized. Gene Ontology annotation, biological process: SCF-dependent proteasomal ubiquitin-dependent protein catabolic process. The transcript is spliced from 8 exons. NCBI's taxonomy places the organism in Eukaryota, Metazoa, Arthropoda, Insecta, Hymenoptera, Cephidae. Bases 277 to 1578 code for a protein of 433 amino acids. Gene Ontology annotation, cellular component: SCF ubiquitin ligase complex. Gene Ontology annotation, molecular function: protein binding. The record is from RefSeq and is a predicted model, not a curated record.